AGAUAGUAAUGGUUACCCAGCAGGUUAUAAUAUAGAAUAAAGGAACGGGAACGCGCUGCGUGGUGGAGUGAUUAGCGUACUGUAUAGCUCUGGAAUCCGCACCUCCUGGCAAAUCUCAGCCUGGCACCCAGCUGUUCAUACUCCCCCUCGGGUGUUGUACCGAAAUUUUCCCCGUCCGAAAUCGUCCCACUUCUGCGAAGUACUGUACUGCAGUACUGCUAUUACUGUUUAUUGGGUCAUUUUCAGUUCCACUACAUCACACAGACACCGUACCGUACCGUACCGUUGAUGAGGUUUCAGGCCCCGGUCCGCCACCGUAGCAGCGCUCCACAGGGCCGCUAACAUUAUAACAACUCAAUGACCAAUGAGAUGAAGAUGAGCACCGAGGCCACGUGCAGCUGUAAAGUACGCCCCCGACUUUACUUUAUCCUUACUUUCUAAUGUUGGGGGCCCUUCAAUGCUGAUGCAUGAAGCAGGCAGUUUUUGUGUUACUGAGUAACAGCAUCACCAAGUAAAGUUACCAAGCUCCAGCAAAUGCUGUGAUCAAGACCCACCAAUAACAGUAACCAAGUUCUGCCAAAACCUAACCCAGCAAAAUAACUAGAGCCAACAUCAUGGCAGGAAUUCAGCGUAAAGACUACCUGCGGCUGCUGAUUGUUCCUGUGGCCUUCACUAGCGUUUCACUCUUACUGUGGCUCCUCUUCAUCAGUAGGCCAGCCCUCAAGACUGGUACUAGCCCUGAUCUCCAUUUUCCAAAAUCACUUCAAGAUUUACAUGCACUAGUGAGUCUGACAGCCUCAUACAAGCAGGACCACUGGUACUAUGUGCUGUUGCUAUUCUGCUCGGCAUACAUAUACAAGCAGACCUUUGCCAUACCAGGCUCAGCACUGCUGAAUCUAUUAGGUGGAGCUCUGUUUGGGUGUUGGCCAUUGGGUUUUCCUCUGUGUUGUGUGCUCACUGGCAUCGGGGCAUCUAACUGCUUCCUGCUCUCACGUCUUGUAGGGGCAAAUAUAGUGAAGCACAAGUUCACAACCAAAAUCAAAUGGCUUCAAGAAAAGGUGCAUGAGAAUGAGCACCAGUUAUUCCUCUUCCUGGUGAGUCUGCGUGUGUUCCCCAUGACACCCAACUGGUUUCUCAACGUGACUGCUCCUUAUGUUGAUGUACCAUUGCCGAUGUUCUUCCUCUCCGUGCUCAUUGGUUUGCUUCCGUACAACUUCCUUUGUGUUCAGGCUGGAGACAUGCUGUCAGACAUUCAGUCCAUGGAUGAUGUGUUCACCCCCAAGAGGCUACUUGGCCUCAUUACUCUUGCUCUUGUGAUGUUUACGUUAUCCUACUUUGCUCGUAAAAGUAAAACAAAACGUAGUGAAUAGUCACAUCAGUAAAAUAUCUGUGUUAGUUACAUUUAAGUAGAAUAUGUGUGGGUUGUGAAGUGUGAUGUAUACUUAUAAGAACUAUUUUUGUAAAAGCAGCUGUAGCUAUGGUGACAUUUUUGUCAUAUUUUACUCAUAAAAGAAAACAAUUCUUGUUACCAAAUUGUUUUAAUAACGUAUUGUAAUGUAGUUUCGAAAUGUCAGAAUUUGUAUGGGUAAACAUUAAGGGGCCCGGCCGUUUUUUACCCUUUUUCCUUUAUUCAAUGAGUUAUAGUCAUGAUGUAUAUACCAGACAUAAAGGACACCCUAUGCAUAAGAUUUAGCCCCUCAAAAAGCAAUCUAUCACCAUUCCAUUUUUUACCAAUGACCUUUUUUUGAAAAUUUGAAGUGUUUUUGAAAAGGCUAUUUCUACUAUAAUAAUUGCUCUACAUGGGAACAGUUAAUAUAGUACAAGAACCAUGUUUAGGCCAAUGAAUGUAUAGUGAAAUAUUGUAUCAAUAUUCAUUAGUUUGCGGAAUAUAAAUUUUCAAACUUU
Molecule: messenger RNA, 1905 nt
Organism: Eriocheir sinensis (Chinese mitten crab)
Lineage: Eukaryota; Metazoa; Arthropoda; Malacostraca; Decapoda; Varunidae
Product: transmembrane protein 41A-like
Exons: 8
Coding region: 615-1370 (251 amino acids)
Source: RefSeq, a predicted model, not a curated record